Messenger RNA from Rubroshorea leprosula, 1087 nucleotides. The record is from the annotation of a GenBank genome assembly. NCBI's taxonomy places the organism in Eukaryota, Viridiplantae, Streptophyta, Magnoliopsida, Malvales, Dipterocarpaceae.
GGAAUUCUUCCAAAUUUGUCAGGGAAUUUUUCAUCUCAUUCUUAUGCCCUAGGGUAGAUGCCCUUGGGAUAGAUUUAAGUGGAAAUCAUUUGGAGGGUCCAUUGCCGUCAUUUCCUGCUAAUACCACGCACAUAAACCUCUCAAAAAAUAGGUUUAAUGGAUCAAUUUCUUCUCUCCGUGCUAUGACUAGUAUGUCUCUUGGGUUCUUUGAUCUUUCAAGCAAUCAACUAUCUGAAGAGCUUCCCAAUUGAAGCUAUGCUGACAAAGCAUCUGUUAUAUGGAAAGGAAUAGAAUAUCCUUAUGAAAAUCUUACACUUCAGAGGACCAUUGAUCUUUCAAGCAACAAACUAACCGGAGAAAUUCCUAUGCAAAUUGCUAGUUUUUCUGAACUGCAUCAAUUGAACUUAUCAAGAAACCAUUUGAUUGGAAGGAUACCACCAAAUAUUGGACAGAUGAGACAAUUGGAAUCACUUGAUCUUUCACACAACAGGCUUUCAAGCUGGCUUCCUCCAAGCAUCACUCAAUUGCAGAGCCUUCCUGCUUCUUCAUUUAUUGAGAAUCCUGCACUCUGUGGACCUCCUCUCCCACAAAAAUGCCCCAGUGAUGAAAAGCCAAUGGAUGGUGGUGUCAAAUACAAUCAACAAGACAAAGAUGAAUUCUGGAAAGUGUUCAAACCCAGUAUUGAAUUUGGAAUGGCGUUUGGCUUUCUAGGAGUUUUGGCUCUCAAAUUAGAUGAUCCCUGGAAACAUAUUUGUUUCCUGUUGUUCAACUACAUGAAGGUUCACCUCAACAACUUGAAGGACUACCUCCUUUCGAUUGUGGCAGCACUUUGUUUGGUGAUAGCUGUGAAAGUUGCUAGAUUGCGAAGAAAGUCGAGGUUCAAGAUGAUUGUUCAGGGACUUCAAGGACUGCUCUUGAGAAGUGAAAUUCCAGGGCUUCCUUUUUAGGCUACCACGGUCUUUAGAACAACCUUUUUUUAUUUCCUAUGUGUGUAAUAAAUUAUGGUUUGUUUGUAUGUUUUAUGGUUUUAUGUAUGUUUAGUUAAUUUCACGAUCUAGUUUGUAAGGAAUGAAGAACAAGUUAUGUG